AUGCCACCCCGCCUCCCCCUCCCCCUCCGCCUCCCCCCCGCCCACACCCUCCGCUGCCCCCUCCCCCAGCGCCGCCUCCUCACCGUCCUCGCCAUCGAAACCUCCUGCGACGACACCUCCAUCGCCCUCCUCACCUCCCCCACGCCCCACACCGCCACCCUCCUCGCCCACGAAACCGUCACCUCGCCCAACCGCAUCUACGGCGGCAUCCACCCGCUCAUCUCGACCGUCUCGCACGCCACGCACCUCGCGCCUUUGCUGGCCGCCGUGGUGGCACUGGGCCACAAGCCAGACUUUGUGGCCGUGACCAGGGGCCCGGGGAUGCCGACGUCGUUGUCGAUAGGGCUGGAUACGGCGAAGGGGCUGGCCGUGGCGUGGGGCGUGCCGCUGGUGGGCGUGCAUCAUAUGUUGGCGCAUGCGCUGACGCCGAGGCUGGUGGCGGCGCUGAAUUGCGCGGCGGUGGAGAGGGCGGCGGCGGCGGCGGCGGCGGCGGCGGCGGAGGGGGGUGCUGGCGGGGUUCCUGAGGGCUCGGAGGUAGUCGCGGAGAGCCAUGGAGCGGCCAUCGAGAGCUCUGAAGCGGCCCCUGAGAGCACCCAAGCAGCCCUAGAGAUUUCUGGCGCGGCCCCAGAGAGUAUCAAAGCAUCCCCAGAGAGUAUCAAAGCAGCCUCAGAGAGUAUCAAAGCAGCCUCAGAGAGUAUCAAAGCAGCCUCAGAGAGUAUCAAAGCAGCCUCAGAGAGUAUCAAAGCAGCCUCAGAGAGUAUCAAAGCAGCCUCAGAGAGUAUCAAAGCAGCCUCAGAGAGUAUCAAAGCAGCCUCAGAGAGUAUCAAAGCAGCCUCAGAGAGCUCCGAUACGUCCCCCUCUCCCACCCAAGCCCCCCCGCCCUCUCCAUCUCCCACGGCCCCCAACCCCCCGCUCGAACCCCUCCUCGAAAUCACCACGCCCGUCAAAAAAUCCCAGAUACUCCAGCAGCCCGCACAAACCCCCACCGAAGCCCCUCAAUUCCCCUUCCUGACGCUCCUCGUCUCGGGCGGCCACACCCAAGUCGUCCACAGCCGGUCCCUCACCUCGCACAAAGUCCUCGCCGACACGAUGGACAUCGCACUCGGCGACAUGAUCGACAAGUGUGCGCGGCAGCUCGUGCCCGCCCGGGUCCUCACCACAUACGGCGAGAGCGUCGCCUACGGCGCCGCGCUCGAGGAGUUCUGCUUCCCCGCGCGCGACGGGUCAGACAGGCGGUAUGGCUACCGGUACACCCUCCCCGGCGGCAAGGCGCGGGCGGCCGAGGACGAGGCGGAGACGGCGGCCUAUGACUGGCAGCUGUCGGCGCCGCUGGCAAAGACGGGGCCGGCGAUGAGGAGGCUGGCGUAUAGUUUCAGCGGACUAGGGAGCAGUGUGGAGCGGUGUUUGAAGCGGCGGAAGCGGCUGCUGGGGGGUGUUGAGAUUGGGGAUGAGGAGCGGCGGGCGCUGGGGAGGAAGGUGAUGGUGCUGGCGUUUGAGCAUGUUGCGGCGAGGAUGGUGCUGGGGUUGGAGGCGAUGGGGGAGGAGGGGGGGAGCGUGGGGACGGUGGUGGUGAGUGGGGGGGUGGCGGCGAAUCGGUUUUUUAGACAUGUAUUGAGGAUAUACUUGACCAGCAAGGGCUACCAGCACAUCAAGAUCGUGGUCCCGCCGAUGAAGUUCUGCACAGACAACGCCGCCAUGAUCGCCUGGGCGGGUCUCGAGCUCUACAGAGCAGGCUGGCAGACCGGGCUCUCGGCACUGCCGCUCAAGAAGUGGAGCAUGGACGACGAUGUCUACAUCGAGGGCGAGGAGGACAACGCCGAGCACGGAGUCGGCGGCGUGUUAGGAGCACAGCAGUGGAUCAAGAGGGAUGUGGAGGAAGAACCUUGA
Molecule: messenger RNA, 1887 nt
Organism: Morchella sextelata
Lineage: Eukaryota; Fungi; Ascomycota; Pezizomycetes; Pezizales; Morchellaceae
Exons: 3
Coding region: 1-1887 (628 amino acids)
Biological process (GO): mitochondrial tRNA threonylcarbamoyladenosine modification
Cellular component (GO): mitochondrion
Source: RefSeq, a predicted model, not a curated record